Molecule: messenger RNA, 12942 nt
Organism: Asterias rubens (European starfish)
Lineage: Eukaryota; Metazoa; Echinodermata; Asteroidea; Forcipulatida; Asteriidae
Product: RING finger protein 44-like
Exons: 9
Coding region: 907-2454 (515 amino acids)
Source: RefSeq, a predicted model, not a curated record
UGUAUGGCUUGAUGAUUUCUUCCCCAUCGGAUUCCUUUGAACACCCCUUCAAAGCUGAAUGGACCGGCCUUACAGAGAUUAUCCCUGUUGGAUGGCUUGUGUUCUGUGUGUACACACAGCAAUAGCACUGACUGCAGUACAACAACACAAGCCUGUGUUGUAUGCUGUACUGAGCAUAGGCCCACAACACACUGUAUCAUAUGGGGCAUAAAGCAUAGUGUGACCCUCACAUUACUAAGCAGGUGGAUUGUGUAUGAGGAGUGUAUGGUCCCCCACAGUUGUUAUUUUGCCCAUGGUGGUUCAUAAUGUUUUUUAGUGCUUCGGUGAACAACACUGCUCAAUGAUGGAGGCGACAACAACACUGCUAUACCACAGCUAGCCACACCACUGAGCGCCUGGCAUGCCAUUCAUUUUGUAGGGGUGCAUUGUUGCCUACAGUCCAGGGGAAUGAAUACGAGUACAGUCAGCCCAUAGGAAUCUGUUUCCUGUGUGACUAGUGGAGAGAGAGCCCGAUAGUGAUAACCCGUUGACCGUGUGUGAUGUGGAGACCAGAGAACCUUAUACAGCAGAGCAAGCUGCACUAGUCAUCAUAGCACAGCGACUACCAUCACAACAUCACUGUACUGCCACAGAGCAAGUUGCUUUUGUACACAUUUGUGUACUAUGUAUACACUCCAAAUCAAAACAAUUGUUUUGGAAAGACACACAUCUAUGUGUUUGCUGUGAAACUUAAUCUGGACAUUCCCCCCCCCCCUUGAUUGACUCCCAUUCUACAUACAACUCCAGCGAAGGACAACCUGUUUAUUAUCAUGCACUCCACUUGAUAUGUGAAAACUGUAGUGUUAUAUAAAGACUGGUGUGUGGAUAAACCGAGUUUGGCGAGAUACACUUUAGAGGUGUACCCAUAUGAAACAGGGACAGCCAUCGAGCAAAUCACAGGGGCAUACUGCACGUACGCAGAGCGAGAGCCCAAAUCGUAAGCGUAGAAGAAUGUCACAAGGUGCUGUAGAUUUGUCCACGUCCCCAAGUCCACCAAGCCUUGUCCGGCCAUGGCAGUCCUCGUCAAACAUUAGCGGCGGCAUGCAGUGGCCUGGUAACCAGCAGACAGGCUACCAGGGAGGCCAACGGUACAGCGCUGGUGACUGGUGCAAUAAUAGCUCCGGCUGGAGAACCACUGGCAGACGAAGCCCACCCUCAAAUAGAAGGCAGAGCCAACGGCAGCGUGAGCGACAACUUCGCAGCCAGAACAACCAACAGCAGCAGCAGCAGCAGCAGCAGCAACAACAGCAGCAGCAGCAGCAGCAACACCCAUCAGCGAGCGGAGGAGACCGGCGGGCAUUCCAUCCACCCAGUAUGCCACCUCACCACGCUACCAUACUUCCCCCACCGCCCUCACACCAUGCCAUGCCCUUCCAACCCCACAUCAUCAUUGACCUUAGCAGUGAAGUGAGGGCUCAUGUGCCAACAACUACGCCCAUCUCGAUUCCCGUCACGGUUCCGUCCUACGCCGUGCCUAUGUGCACCGCCCACACCAUCCCGACCUGUAGCCUUCACCAUGGCCCCUACGCACCCAUCCCGGUGACAGCCAACGGGCGGCCGGCCCACCCGCCCCCUAUCCCCAUCUGCAGUAUGGGCCACAUCCCGAUGUGCAGUGUGCACAUACCGGCAUGCAGCGGGCACCACCUGCCGGUGUCGCAGACCUCCAUGCCUCAUAUGCUACCUCAGGAGUCGUUAAUGACGCAUGUACACACGCACCACCAUGUGCCUCCGCAAGUGCAGUAUUAUGCUGCGCCUCCACCAACGCAGCAGACAAGAUCAUCGGAGGUGGAAAUCAUUGGAGAGAGGCCCGCAGCAUUCCACGUGCCUUCCUCAACUCAUCACAACCCCUCCCUCACCCCGUCACCGCCACUGCACCUCUUACAAGAGUCCAUCUUACGUAAUCCCCCAGACGUGCAUCACAUGAAUGCCUAUCCAAGGCUUAACAACAUUGGGAGGCAGCAGCAGCAGCGACGGCCGCCUACACGCCCCUGGAGGAACCAAGUCUCCCCAUCGGUACCAGUCCAACCAUCCUACCCGGGCUGGUUCCUGCGCUACCUGUUUCCAAGUCCUCCUGUCAAUCAAGUGGAACUUGAAAAUGAGGAUGCUGAAGUCGAAAACUACGAGGCUCUCCUAAAUCUUGCUGAGCGCCUUGGUGAAGCCAAACCUCGUGGGUUGACGAAAGCCUACAUCGACCAGCUACCCUCCUACCUGUACAAGCCGGACACUCAUCAGUCGAUAAACGACCAAACCUGCUGUGUGGUGUGCAUGUGUGACUUUGAAGCAAGACAGCUACUCCGUGUCUUGCCGUGUAGCCACGAGUUCCACGCCCGCUGCGUCGACAAGUGGCUCAAGACAAACCGCACCUGUCCAAUCUGCCGAGCCGAUGCCUCUGAAAUGAACAACCAAUCAGAUUAAAGAGGUUGCAGGUCAAGGGUCACAUUGUGUCCCUAAUGGCCGCCGCAAUUGGUGGAGGAAAUCUUUCACUCGUUCAAGAGUUUUCUUUGGACAGUAUUUAGUGUUUUCUUGAAAUAUCGGGUAAUCGCAUCCAAAUAGGUUUCUUUGGUGUUUGGGGAUGUGUGAUUUAUAUUCAAUAGAUUGUCGUUUUACCUACAUUCAGUUGUUUAUUUCUGAAUCGAGUUGAUUUUUUUGUUGUGCCUUAAUAAUAUACUCUUUAUGGGUUUUUCUGGUCAGGUAUUAUGAUAAACUUGUUUACAGUGCUUUUUGUGUUAUUUUCCACAAUGCUAGUUUUUAUUCUCUUUCGUAUCAUUUAAAAAUGAUGUUAUUCACUGUUUGUGCCACAACUGUAUCCACCUGUGUUGCAUUCGAUGAAUUUCAUAGUCUUGGAUCUUUCAUAGAGAUUUUCUGUUUGUGUUUUGUGAAUGGCCUUAAAAGAGAAGAAAGUGUUAACACGUAGAGGAGAUAAGUAGUUGUUUUUAGGGUCAUGACACUUUCACAAAUCGUACGGCUUAUAAUCUAACACAAAAAACUGAAUCAAAUGAUGUGUAUAAAUGCAUGCGCUGUGUUUAUAAUCCUGUCUAUGUACACUCAGACCGACGGCACUAUCUAGUAAAAAAAGUGAACGUCUGUUGUGUGUGCACCUGUGAUUCAACUUUGAGCUCUUUUUAAGGAAAACAAAUAAAAGGUGUUUCUAGUUUAAAACUAACAUCCCAGUGUGCCUGGUGUAGGAUUAGCAUUGUGUAUCCGUUUAUACAAGUACUUGAAAUUGAGUGUGGGUUAUUAUAUAUAGCAAAAGGUCGGAUUGUUUCACCUUAAUUUUAAACCGAUAUGACCAUUAAGUGUUAAACCAUUUGAUCUCAAAGCCAAACUGUUUGACCCAGGUCAAACUGUGUGACCAGGUGACCUCCAGGUAAAUCCUGUGUUCUGAAAGUUUAAAUGUAUUGACCUCUACUCAGUGUUAAACUUGUUUGACCUUGUGGGUUACCCGUUUGACCUCAUGGUUUACCUGUUUUACCUCAUGAGUUACCUGUUUGACCUCAUGGUUUACCUGUUUAACCUGAUGGGUUACCUGUUUGACCUCAAGGUCAAUCGAUUCGACCCUUUGUCUCUCUCUCUAUCUCAGUGGAAAGUUACCCGUACUCGAUGUUAGCUUUAACAAAACAAAAACAACUUUCAGAGAUUUUUAUGUCACACCUUUAUAUUAACAUCCAUUUAAUCUGUAGGUUAGCCAGUGAAAAAAAUUUCAAAAAAUAACAGAAAGUUCAGAUGUUAAUGUGAUAGAGGCUAGCAGAUGUUAAAUGUCCUUCCCUGGUAGUCUGGUGUUGGUGGCAUCCUCUCGAAGUGUCUUCUUGAAGAGCCACGGGCGUGCCAUCUCGACAGACCCAGGGGUUGGCAUAGCUUAAUGUAGUGACCAAGAGGCGUUAGAUCAAAGAAUUUUUCUGUGUGAAUUUAGUCCUUUUUUUGUGAUGAUUACCUUUUUGGAUGUGUUAUUAAUGUGAAUUUUGAAAAAAAAAUUACAAAAAAAAUAAAAAAUAAGUACAUAAAUACACAGGAAUAAAAAAAAAUCAAUGAACUUCUAUUUGCGAUUAACCAAACUAUAGUAUUCUUUAAGAUAUUUCCAUUUAAUACUGCAUUUAUAUUCUUGUUAUUUUGUUGCCUACUUGCGGGAUAUAUCUUUUUUAUUUUGAUUUGUACUUUUGUUUUGGGGAACAAAAUUUAGAGAGAAAUGCUUUGAAUUAACAACUUAUAUAGAUUGUAUUUAUGCAAUAGUUACACAUGUGAGGUGCUUUUUUAUAGAAGUCUUUAAAACAAAAUCUGGAUUGUUUGGAAUGUGCGUGUGAGAAAGAGUGAAUGACUGAGCGUAAAUGCUCUGUUCAAAUGCAGCCUUGUGUGUAUGCUCAUGUUUACCAUCAAGAUUUAUAAAGAGUAGUGUAUGCUAAUUAGAAUGAAAUAGUUCAAAGUUCAACUGUCUCAGGGUCAUAUGUGUACUUUAAAAUCUUAAUUUUUUUUCAUAUUUUGUUUUGUUUUGCAUUUUUUCUUUCUCUCUCUUUGUAUUCCAUUUUGGGAUGUCGUGAUUCCAUUUUGCAUUUAAUUGAAUAACUUUGGCGCUGGUUCGUUGUUGCUGUUUUUGCCUUGAAUGCUUUAUUUCACAUUUCUUUGCUACUUGUUUUUAGUUGGCAUUUGAAAGCUCAGUCUGCAUGGGCAUCGGGUUGCUGUUAAAUCCAUCAAUUUAUGACUAAAUUAUAUGUUUUGCAGGGCGUUGUUUUCUUGAUUACAUACGCAGUCCAGUUCAGCUUGUUUUAACCCAAGAACAUGGUGGACAAAAUUCAUUACUUUGGUGAUUUCAAACUUGUGUUAUGGCCGUUGACCUUCUGUGACCCGUAUUUAGAUACAAUGCACAACAGUGUAAAACUAAACACAUGACAAAAAUGUAUACAAAGUGUUCACACAUUUGUGAUUUUGACUUGCAAGUUUGUCUACAGAGUGUUACCCUAUCAUAGCAAUUUUUAUUCUAGAGCAUAACCACCCUCCCUUUCAGUUACCGAGCAUUUAUAAAAAGUCUUUGUUUUUAUUUUUAUUUUAAUCAAGCCUAAUUCGUUUUCGAAGCAACAGAUUUUUUUGUGGGUUUUUUGUUUCAAAAUAAAAUCGCUUCUUACAAAAUAUUUUUCCGGAAUGUUGCUGCAUGUAUUUGAAGCAAUUUACAUCAUUUUCGAUCAAUUUAGACAAUUGUUCAGAGGGACAUUGCCAACAUUUCACUCAUAAUAUUGCUGUGUGUCACAGGUUAAGGGGCAAACAUAGGCAUGCUUGUUGUUUUUUUAGAGUUUGUUCACCACACAUGUACAACCUUCAAGGCAAUACUGUUAUAAUUGUUUUCCAAAGUGUGUCCAAUUGUCUUUGUGGGUUUGUAGAAUCCCAAGUAAAAAUAUUUCGAUGCAUUCCUUUUUUUUUGUUCCAGUUAUUUUUUUAUGUGGAUUAAUGCAUGCUGAAUUCACUCAACGUUUGGCUUUUUUAAAGCUGCUUUUUUCCAUAUAAAGGAAGCCAUAUAAAGCUUAAAGUUUGUGUACACUGUUGGUAAAUUUUAGCCUAAAGGAGAAAGUUCUCAGAGUUUGGUCUCAUAAACCAUCCCAAAUUGGUGUAUAUUGAUGUUCUAAUCGGGCUAUUCACCCCCUCAAGCAGGAUAUCAACAUGAUUCCAAUACCAAAACCACUGGGUGACAAAAGGUUUUUUGAGGUUGAGAUACUGCAUGUUAUUAUGUUUAAAUUUGCAUUGUUCCUUAAUUUGGUGAAAUCAAUAUGCUUAGCACAUGAGAAUUUUGCUUAGAAAAUCAAGGUAACCAGUCAUGAUGACAUGCAUUGCUGGCGUCUUUGACUGGUCCCCUGCAAAUUGUUGCUUAGCAAUUUAAUCUGUUGAGUUUAACAGCUUUCUGAUUUACAAAUUUGCCAAUGGUGUACAAGUUGCACACUCAAACCUCAUACCCAGGGUGACUUAUGCGAAAACUGGUUUAAAACCAGAUUUAAAGGAAUUUCUGGAAACUUUGAGAAAGAAGUUAAAGAUACCUCCCUCCGUGAAAACAAAUAUUUAAAAAAAGGGGGAAAAAAAGAAAAAAAGAAGAAGCAUAAAUUUAUAUAAAAUAUUUGCCUUUGUAUGAACUGUGGGUGUUUUGUAGCUCCAGACGUAAAGGUUAUUUUUAGGAAUAAAACAUAAACAAAUAGCGUGAUUGAUAUUUGGUUAAAUCCUACUAUUUUGGUAAAUUGCUGUUAUAACUUGACACUAGUUGGUUAUUGUAUAGUUGUGGAGUGUGCAGGGGACCAACAUGAAUGCUUUUCCAUUGUAAUUGAUACAUAGUAUACCAGUGUGCCUAUUUGACAUUUAGAUACUAGAUAGACAUGGGACGUGGGCUUUGGUUUUGUUCUUUUUCCCCCUUUUUCCCCUGUAUUUUACAAUUUAAUAAGUACUGUAAUGUUGCUACUUAUUGUAAACUUAUUACUCCCAAGCGCUGCUGUCGUAGCAUUAUAACCAUUUUUUCUAGAAUUUGUCCAUGCUUUGAGAAUGUACCCCACCCAUCCUUAAUAAUAUUCCACAUCUACUUUUUAAGUUUUUGGCUUUUAUUAACAUUUGAACUCAGCUGUUUUCCUAGAGCUAUUUUUGGUAUUCCGCUUUAUGAAACAUUUGCCUGAUAAUAACAUCUGAUUAUGGAAUCAGUUGGGAUUGCAAUGUUUUGUAGUAACAUUUUGAUUUGAAUGUGGUGGUGUAUUUUUUUAAAUAUAAUUUCUGCCUCCCCACUGCCAAUUGUUAAAGUUAGUUCACGUGUGACUGUGUGUUUUUCCCUUUGAACACCUAGGCAUGAAUUGCACUGUGUGAAAUUGUAUACCAGGGAAACCACUUGUAUGAAGUGAACACCGUAAACGAAUGUUUGGGCGUUGUGAUUUGUUUAGCAUGGUCAGGGGAUCAGAUUCCAACAAAUAAGUUUUAAACUUUCCAAGAUGCAAUGAUUGAACAAAUCCCUUGAUAAGACUCACUACUUAGUAGGAAUCACAAUCCAAAGUUGUGUCCAAUCUGUGAGACACUUUGCCCUAAAACCCAAUCAAACUUAAAGUCAUUACCAAGUUAUUUCAGUGGCAAAGACCUAAUAUGCUGCAAAGAAAUUCCACCAAUACAAUAAUUUAAAAUAAGUAAAACUAAUGAACAAGCAAACAGCAAGUUCCAUUCAUAAUCUUACUUCCGCAAAGGAUUUGUAAAACUUAUAAAGGCAAAUAAUUUGCAAGAAGCUUAAACCUAGGAAAUAUCAUUAGACAAAUUCUUUUUUUACAGUCAUAUUCCCAUCCUAGAUGAGAAUUUCAUGCAAUCAUUUUGGGAAUGAAGUAUUUUUUGACACCAGUUUAUGGAAUGUUUGUCUUUCCGUAGCCAGUUAAAGCAAUAGGGUCCAAUCCACUUCCACCAAGUAACUGCCAUAGCUCUACAUAUUGUUUAUUUCAAGUGUCACUUCCAUUAUAAUUAGUGUGCCUGUAUGUGUGUGUGCAUUUAUUUAUAAUAGUAUUUUAAUUCUUAGUAUUUGAAUGCUAGCUUAAUUAUAACAAUGAUAUGCCGGUAUAAAUAUAUAUUUUUUGUUUGCCUUUUCACUUUUUGUUUCUUCUUCUCUGUUGUGCCAUUGUGUGCAAAAACAAUGCAUCCAAUAAUUAUAUUCAAAUCCAAUUGGAGUUAGGGGGCCUCUUUUGGUAGCCUGCUUAGUUUAUGUUGAUUGCAUAUAUUAAUAAAAAAACAAUACAUAUUACUAAAGAUGCCCCUCAAGCUACUCUUUAUUUAUUUUCUCUCAAUUCUGGUUGGAUUUGCAAUCUGCAAUCAUCAUUCCCUUUUAUCCACUGUCCUGCCAUAAUGAUUCUUGUGUGAUUUUUGGUUAUGCCUUUUGUAAGCAUUCUUAAAAACAAAAUCAUUGCUUUAACUGAUGAAAGAAAUAAGUCAUUAAUGACAUUGUUCAUGGGAAUAUCAGGAGUUUCUGUACUGAAAACUGAACACUUAUGGUGUGGGUUUUCAAAUGUUUUACAAUUUGAUAGAAGUUGCUUUUUUGUCAGCAUGAUUGGUUCCUAUGGUGUUGUGCACAUUUUUUUGUCCUUGUUGUGGAUUGUUCGGGAUUGUGUACGGUUUUUACAAACUCUCUUUGCAUGGUGUCUGAAAUCUUAGAGGUGUGUUGUUCAAACACCAAAGUACAACGUUUUGUGGGGAGUGGUCUAAUUUAAAGAAAAGCAUUGCUCCGUGUGCAUUGUGCCAGAUAUCAAGUUUUUUAAUGUUACAUAACUCUUGUCACAAUAGGUCUAGAUUCAUAUACCAUGUAACGUGCAUGGGGAAAUGUAUUUUAAAAUGUACUGUUUUGGGCAAACAAAUCCCAUUGUGAAUAAACGUUUCACUAUGAUUGACUCUUACAAACACACAUCUUUGUUUGUUGUACUUAGUUCCACAAAGAUGAAGACAGUAUCCACACUUCCAGUUUUGAUUUUAAAACUGUGCACAGGUUUUCUCGCUUUUUGGCAAUGUUAUCAAACAAUUGGAUAUGCUAAGGACAUUUUCAAGAUAACAUUUGAUCUUUUACUAAUCUUUGACAUUGCUUGGUUUUCGCUUCUAUGCACUCAUUUCACCUGAAGUGGUAAAUUUUUAAGUGGCUUCUUGUGAUGAAAGAAACAAGUUUUUUAUUCUUAUUGCUACCUCAUUGUUCAUUGUUUGUACAGUGAUUUUAUCAGGAUUGGCAGUGCAUUGUGUUAAAACGGUUGUAAUUGUUGGGUUUUACUUCUCUUAAAAAAAAAAACUUAAAAAAAAAUACUUGUUAAAAGCAGAGCAGGUGUAUAGAAGAGUGAGUUUGUUUCCUAUGGAAUUAUACUGUAUGCACAUCUUUACAAAGAAAGUAAAGUUAGGUCGGUAUUUGACAUUGAAUAUUCACAUAGGCUUUCUACGGCAUUUUUUCACUUUGCUAAUUCUAUAUUAGACAUUGGACAUUGGCAUAAGUUUUCACUCACUUUACAUUUGCUGUACAAACCUAUGUGAAUGUCACAUGUCCAAUACUAAAAUAGCAAAGUAGACAUUCGGUGUACAAACUUAUUUGAAUGUCCUGUGUCCAAUAUUGAAUAAGCUUUACUGUCAUUUCUUUUUAUUGAUACAUUUCUGAUGAAGUUCAUUUGGAUGUGUAGAGAGUAUUAACGCUUUAUUGUGGGCAUUGUUUCUAUACCAGCUUUACCUGCAGCAUAUAAUCACACCAUAACCUGUAUGGCCAUGCUUUGUUUAGUGUUAGGAAUUUCAUGAGGAUAAAUCUCAAAAGGUUGGUUCAGUAAAACUCUAAAUUUAACAGCCAGGCAAAAGAUUCAAGCUGGCCAGAGUGAAAUCAUGAUAUGCUUGAAGAGUUUUAAACUUACGGGAGAUCAAACAAAAUGACUGGUGUUUCUUCGCAUAUCAUUCGCGCCUUUGGUUGAAUUCGUGACAAACACUCUGUAUUCUUUCGGUUGACUCCCUAUACAAAACUGAACUAGCCUUCCUAUAUACCUGUAGAAAGCAACAUUGCAGUCGAAGAAAACAAAAUCUAUAUUGUUUGACAGUUUAUGGUUCUAGAUUUCUAGCAAAGAGCAUAAAUUAACCUUGUAACAAAAACAAAUGCAAUUUUUAUGGCAGAUGUCAGUUGAUAAUUACCAUAGCAACUAAUCAAGAUACAAUGUUUAGAUUGUGUAUUAAACUACUCAAUGAAUUAACCAGGAGAUCAUUUCAUGUAUUGUGAAGAUUAAGGUAUAAGACCUUUUAUUGGCAAAAGGAGAAACAACAAUGUAGAAAGAUUUGUUUAAAACCAAUGGCAUAUAACUGUCAGUGCAGUCAGGUAGAUUUGUGCAUGCUAACAAAUCAAUAAUGUUACACUUACAUAGCUAGGUGUUUGAUAAAAAACAAUUUAGUUCACUCUUUGUAUCUAUAACAUAGUACACAGGUUAUUCUCAUGAUGGUAACCAAGAACAGACCAAACCAUGUAGCACCGCCAAAUCAACUGUCGUGGACGAUAAAAUUGUCAUGUGCGUAGGCACUACACUAUCCACAGAGAGCAAAAUGGUGGCAGUUUUUUGUUGGUCAUUCAGAUUGGUCUGUAAUAUUCCAUCGAAUUAUCAAGUGGCAUUCGAUAUUAUUUUGAAAAUUUAGAGCGCGAUGAAUCUCAAAGAAAACAUGGAGGCCCUUUUUUGAAACUAUGGCUUCGACAGGGCUCUGUUGGUUAUUUUGAAAAAAACAAAAAAACAUACACUUUAGGUUUAACUUCAAACCGGCUGGUGGUACCUAAGCCAGAGCCUUGUGAAAGCAGCUGUAGAAACGAUCUUUGUAAAAAAGAGUGGAACGCUAGAGUAGAUUUCAACCUAAAAUAAGUACUAGGACAAAUUCUAAUCCAAUUGAAUCACUUUAUAAAAUGCAAAUAAGUGGUAACCAUUACACAAAAGUAUCACCAACACUAAGUUUUCCCCUCCAUAAUUAGGUAUAUCGUGAAACCCUUGUUAAAAUGUCUGUUACAAGAAAACAAAUAGUCACGUUUAUGUAACAGUUGUUGGUGUUUAUUGUUGAUAUCUUGCAUGUGUUUAUUAUAACACUCAAUUAUUUCCAUAAUGUGAAAUAAGUAGAUUUAUUACUUAUAACUAUAACCCGGUAUGAAAAUGCAUUGGAUUUUUAUUUUAUAGGAGUUCACACUAAGGAUAACACCCUGAUUUAUGUAGUUGAAAAGACAAACAGAAUUGUAGUAAUAUAUAUGUAUUAAAUGAACUUAAAGCGCAGUACUGUUUUAAAUUGAAAAGGAAAACCUAUGGGGCAUGUUUAUUGUUCUGCCCUUAGCGUGCACGAAAUUACCGCUUCAGUAUUUAUAUUUCACUAGCUUUAAAUCGAUAUUUGUCAUUGGAAAAAGUUUGGAUUUUGGUUAUAUUAUGGUUAUUACUGGGCAGAAUUUUAAUAAGGUAAAAAUGUUAAUAGGACAACUAAAAAUCAACACAGUUUGCCUGUUUAAUGGAUUAGUGGAUACUAGUGGAAUUAGAUUAGUUGAUUCUUACAUCCACCACUUCUUGUUGAUUCUCCUGUCGGCAAUCUCUCUUUGUUUUAAAGCAUGGAGCUGAUCUCUGCCAAUUGUUGUUUUCCACACAAUUUCAUCCACAGAUAAGUUAAAGUUUAAAGUGAUUGAUGUUCGUCAUUUGUUGUUGUUGAUUUCACUCGCACAUUUUCAUCCACAGAUGAAGUUAAAGUUGGUUGACAGUCAUCAUUAGUGGAUGUAAAUGAUUCAAUCCAAAUUUACGAUUAAUUUGGAGUUCAAACAAAUGACAUAUAUAUAUAUUUUAGAUAUAAAGUUAACAAGUGGUUGUAACAGGUGACUGGGCCCAAUUCCAAUUUUAGAGCUGUUUAAGUCGAAAAUACUGCUCAACAAUCUGCUGCUUAGCAGCAAUGAGCAGGGUUCCAUGCACAAAUUGUACAUGUGACAUGGUAGUUUGGCUGGUAACCUUAUAUUGGUAAGCAUCAUUUUGCUGUGCUUAGCUACUUUUUGUCAUUAAGCAGCUCUAUGAAUUUGGGCCCUGGUGUUGGCUAACACUAUAAUAAAUCUAUGCUUUAUAGAGCUUCAAUACCUAUGUGCGUUGUGUUGUAGAGCAUACUGAGACCAUCUGAAUUAUUCAGAUUAAGAUUCUGUGCCAAAUUUUCAAAGGGCUUUUAAACUUAGCUAUUUGCUAGGCAGGAAUGGUUUACCAGCCAAACUGUCGUGUAAUGUACAUGAACAGCGAUUGUGCAGAUCAAAACAGCUUUAUGAAAUUGAGCUAGGUAGGAAUGCACAUAGUUAAUGGAUGAUUUGUGCUUUGCACUAUUCAUGAGGUAACACAAAUUUGACAAAUCAGUUGUAUCCUUUAAUUUGCAUAUUUGCAUAUUAGUAGCAGACUGUAUUCAAAUGUGAUAUUGGAUCCUUUGCCAGUCUAAAUGCAGUGAGAUUUAUAAUACAUGCUCAAGAACUAUCACUUCACUCUGUGGUAUUUAAAAAUAAUAAAAUAAAUAGUAUAUUGUUUUUUAGUUUCCAGUACAUUUAUAGCCAGGUAUUAUUUUAAACUCCAGUAAUAUAUAAUGGACCAACUAUAAACAAAAAGCUGUAGAAAAUGGGAUUGUUUUAAAAAAAGAAAGUGUAUUUUUGCAAAGAUGAUUUAACCAAGAAAAAACGCUUAAACUUUGUAAUGGAAUUAUUAUAUUUAACUCAAGAUGCUCCGAGUAGAAAGUAGGAAUCUCUGCUUUGAAACUGAAAAAAAAAGUUUGGAACAUAAAAUAGUAACAUUUUGACACAAUGCCUCAGCAGGACUGAAAACUAAACCAGAAAUCAACAAGAUUUGUUAGUUUAAUAAGAGUGAUCAUCACCCCAGUGAAAUGUUUUUGAGUGCCAAGAAAAGUGAAUACCCAAAUCUUCACAAAUUGAAUGAUUGUUUACGCAAUGAGUGAGUGAUUGUGUUUGAUGAAAUCCAAAGCACGGAAAGCUGUCCGCCAGGGCUGAAAAAUAACUCUACUUUGCUGGCACAGAUUAAAAAGCAACCCUCUGCAAUACUUUGCAUGAAUAUGAGGAAGCUUUUACUCUUAUGCCGGCAAAAUAAUAAUAACACGACCGUAUAUCUGUUAUAAAAUAUACCCAGAAAAUAGCAAUUAUAUGAGAUUUUUAACUAGGCUCUGUUUAGCUAUGGUAAUCUGUGUCAGUUUUCUGUGUGAGUGGGUUAUUGUUUGACUGAUUAAUUAUUCUAUAAUGCACCAUGGUUAUUAUUACUAUUAAAAAAAAAAGAUAGUGUGUAGUCUGAGCGAAGAGCGCCCUCUCUUGCUUUGUUUGGGGAGAGGGCAACUUUAGGGGAGAACAGUUUCUUAAAGGGCGGUAUUGCAAUACACCCAAGCUGCAUUGUGUUAUACUGACAAUAAAUGCGCGAGUGUAAACAUUAA